Molecule: messenger RNA, 1070 nt
Organism: Phytophthora infestans T30-4
Lineage: Eukaryota; Oomycota; Peronosporomycetes; Peronosporales; Peronosporaceae
Exons: 5
Coding region: 4-882 (292 amino acids)
Molecular function (GO): protein-L-histidine N-pros-methyltransferase activity
Source: RefSeq, a predicted model, not a curated record
GGCAUGAAGACUUGGGUGCGCGAGGCGUCGAAGCGGGCUCGGCAGCCACACUUCGGGCCUACACUAGAAUAUGGGGUGAAUAAGGCACUGCUUGAUUCUGCCUUGCAGUCGGCAUUUGUGCAGCUGGACUGCGAUGACGAGACUCAAGCGUUCCUCGAUACUUGCACGGGUGGAAGUGUGUGGCAGUCCCUUGGCUCCACCGUUCUCGGGCUCUUCUACUCCCUGACCGACGCGAACGGAAUUCUUGGGCGUGGCCAGAUGUUCGUGCUUUCACAGGCUCAAGUGCAGAGGCUCCUUCACCCCUUGGGUGGAGGCGGCGGCUCUCUGCUUGAUAUUGGAGCUGGUGACGGAAAUGUGACCGCGUCGCUGGCCUCGCUCGUGACCCAAGUGACCACUACAGAGGCUUCUGCGCCCAUGGUGGCCACCCUGAACGCGCGAGGUUACAACAGCGUGCAAACCUGCGACUUGCAGCACGAAUUCGUGCAGUCGCGGAAGCCUUACAAUAUUAUCAGCAUGCUAAACGUGCUGGACCGCGCUGAUAAGCCGCUCACGAUGCUUCGCGAGAUACGGGAGAUGCUGGACCCGCAAAACGGUCUCUUCCUGCUGGCUGUGGUGCUGCCGUUUUCGGCUUUUGUUGAGCAGGGAACGCAACGUGUGGCGCCAACCGAAAUGCUGCCGAUGCGAGGCGGCCUCUGUGCCGAGGGCGCAUCCUUUGAAAUUGCGGCCAGUUUGCUGCUACGGAACGUGCUGCUUCCAGCAGGUUUCAAGCUUCGGCACUUUUGUCGUGUGCCCUAUCUGUGUCGUGGGGAUAUGCAGCAGCCUUACUAUGUGCUGUCGGACGCGAUCUUCGUGCUGGAGGUGGGCGCUAAAGAGUCAAGCUGAAGUGAUUAUCUGCUGAUAAUACAGAGCAAUCCGCCUGCUUUUCAGUAAACCGAGCGAGCAAACGCCGACAACACUCCACAAACGCCAGAGAGACGACAGCUUUAUCGAGCCACUCUGACGGUGCUGAAAUUAUAGCGCUGCGCCGUGGCUUGGAGAAGCCGAGCUGAACGGCGAACUGGCCUUGGCUU